This is a messenger RNA of Gadus morhua (Atlantic cod), 5129 nucleotides long. Its product is annotated as disintegrin and metalloproteinase domain-containing protein 8. Gene Ontology annotation, biological process: regulation of cell-cell adhesion; positive regulation of cellular extravasation; proteolysis. Lineage: Eukaryota; Metazoa; Chordata; Actinopteri; Gadiformes; Gadidae. The record is from RefSeq and is a predicted model, not a curated record. The transcript has 23 exons. Gene Ontology annotation, molecular function: metalloendopeptidase activity; cell adhesion molecule binding. Bases 282 to 3293 code for a protein of 1003 amino acids.
AUUCCGCAGAUAUCGACUUAACAACACUGAAUUACCGUAAUGCCAAGAAUGAGACUAUUUUAAUACCCCUGAAGGGAUGUCCAUAUCGGGUCUUUCCGGCGUCAUGUGGGACCACGAUAAAAAAGGGUGUUCCUCAUACGCAUUGAGUCGUCGCAAGUUGGCAGUUAACAGGCGGGGUUAGCUGGAAGUGUAUUUUAUUGCGUCUUAUCUAUCCAUUGGUGCUGGACCACUGACCGACUUAGAUGUCCGAAUAAUAGUGUUGGUGGGCAAGAGGACGGACCAUGAAGGAGAACAGGGCAUUUUUACUAUGGAUUACAACGGUCUCUCUUGUAGAGUGCACACGAAUACUGUCACAUGUGGAGCGUUAUGAUGUUAUGGUUCCUCAAAGGCUGCACACCAGAGAAAAGCGGAGUCUCUUUACAGAUAAGCUCUACCCUGAUGUGCUAGGAUAUGAAUGGACCAUUGAUGGAAGGAACCACACAAUUCAUCUCGAAAAAAAUAGCCAUCUCCUUGGUAGAAAUUACACUGAAACUAACUAUCUGGAAGAUGGAAGUCGUGUUACGACCCCAGGCAGUCAGGACCACUGCUAUUACCAGGGCCACAUCGAAGGCAUGAUGCACUCAUCAGUCAGUGUGGACAUCUGCCAGGGCAUUAAGGGCUUCAUAAGGGCUAGGCAGCAGGUGUAUUUCAUCGAGCCCCUGGGAGGCACUGAAGAUGGGGAUCACGCUGUGUACCGACCCGAGCACCUCAGAGUCAGCAGUAGCAGCAGUAGCAGUAGUAGUAGUAGUAGUAGUAGUAACAGUAGUGGUAGUAGUAGUAGUGGUAGUAGUAGCAGUAGUGGUAGUAGUAGCAGUAGUAGUAGUAGUAGUAGUAGUAGUAGUAGUAGCAGACGUAGUAGUAGUAGUAGUAGUAGUAGUAGUCCUGGAUCCAGAUCCUCUCCCAGCAGCUCAGAGGAUUAUGAGACGGACCAUGACCUGGGACCAAGGCUAUCAGGUCUCUUCAAGUCCAAAUCCUGGAAAAGAGAUCAAACUCCCAGCUCCCUGCGGUUUGUGGAGUUGAUCGUUGUCGUCGACAACGCAGAGUAUAUUAUAUUUGGAAGCCAGACAAGAGCCCGGGUUUUAGGAGCUGUAAAUCACAUUGACAAGUUGUACCGAACGCUAGGCAUUCGCAUUGUGCUGGUGGGUCUGGAGAUAUGGAACUACAGGAACUACAUCGACCUAGACCCCAACUCAGAGACCACCCUGGACCGGUUCCUUCUGUGGCGCCAAACCGACCUUCUGAAGAGGACACCACAUGACAACGCCCAGUUUGUCACUGGCGUCGAUUUUGAAGGCGACACCGUCGGUUUGGCAAACAAGUUUGCCAUGUGUACGGGAAAUUCAGGCGGGGUCAAUCAGGAUCACCAUGACAACCUAAUUGGCCUGGCGUCCACCAUUGCCCAUGAGAUGGGUCAUAACUUUGGCCUUUCCCACGACUCACCGGAUUGUGCGUGCAAAUCGUCGCUCAUCGGUGGCACCUGUGUCAUGGCCGACAAGCUCAGAAAAGGAUCCCUGGCCUUCCCCGAGUUCUUCAGCAGCUGCAGCGAGGUGCAGCUCGCCGAGUUCCUGGAGAGAGCUCAGCCCAACUGCCUGUCCAGUCCCACCGGCGCCGACGCCAUCGUCAUCGGCCCGCGCUGCGGGAACGCCAUACUGGACGCGGGCGAGGACUGCGACUGUGGCACCGCAGAGGAGUGCAGGAAUCCUUGCUGCGACGCAACGACGUGUCGUCUGGCCAUGGGCUCCCAGUGUGCUCAUGGAGAAUGCUGUACCAACAGCUGCCAGUUCAAAGAGGUGGCCAGCGUGUGUAGGGGGGCGGCCGGGGAGUGCGACCUACCCGAGUACUGCACCGGCCUGUCGGAGAAGUGCCCCGAGGACAGUUUCGUGAUGAACGGGAAGCCCUGCCAAAACCAAGACCGCGGCUUCUGCCACGACGGCCAGUGCCCCACUCACAGCCACCACUGCUGGAGGCUGUUCGGAACAGCUGCCACGGUGGGAUCAGAGGGCUGCUUCGACCUGAACAGGAAAGGGCAGGAUGAGGCCCACUGUGGGAGGAACAGAUACGGCUACAUCCCCUGCACCCCCGACAAUGUAAUGUGCGGCUCCAUCUUCUGCGAGGGAAGCGGUGACUCCAUCACGGGGAAAAAAGCGGUGUUCACCAUGCCGGGCAAGGCCUCGUGCCUGGUGGUGGUGGACGACGAGGGGAGCAGGCACCUGGACAUGGUGCCCGCCGGGAGCCGAUGUGGACACAAUAAGGUCUGCAUCAACAACCAAUGUGUGGACACGUCGGUGUACGGACUCGAGGACGAUUGCUCUAGGAAGUGCAACAACCGAGGGGUGUGUAACCACAAGAAGCAGUGCCACUGUGAUCCGGGCUGGGCGCCUCCUUACUGCGAGGAGCAGUACGUGGACCAGCACCAAGACCAAAGCGCGUUGAUCGGUGGCGUGGUUUCAGCGCUGGUCAUUCUCUUGGUAUUCAUCGCCGUGGCGAUAGGACUGAUCUGCUGUAAGAAGCGCAGGAAGGAGAACUACCCUUCCAAAAGGAAGGUCCACUACACUCCGGGGAAGCUGAACCCCAUGUUCCAGGAGCAGGUCUCUAAUGGCAAACUGCAGAUCAGCGCGCCUACCUUCAUGGACAGCACGGCCACACACGCCUGCACCCCUCUGUUUGUGAGCGGGGUGCCCUGCCGGCCUGCCCCUCAGCCGCCACAGAAAUCAACAGAGUCGAACGCUGCUCAAUCUGAGUCGCUGAAAACAGAACCUCCUUGUAGAUCCCCACCGCCCUUGAAUAGCAAGCAGUGUUUACCAUCCAAAACGAUUGCGCCACCAGUGAUGACCUCAGAGAAGUACUGCCCUUCUCCUGAUCACUCAAUAAAGUCCAGCCCUUCUCCGGUAUUGUCCAGUUCAUCACGGGUCUCCUCAGCCAAGCCCAGCCCCCCACCGACCCCGUCAGCAAAGCCUACUCCUUCUAUAUACCGUCCAGUCAUUUCCAGUCCACGACUAGUUCACCAAGUCCACUGCAGUCCUUCUCUGGUCCGGUCCAACCCUCCACCCCCAGUCCCCCCAGUCAAACCCAGUCCUUCUCUGGUCCGGUCCAAUCCACCACCAGUCCCUUCUACGAAGCCCAGUCCUUCUAUGAUCCGGUCCAACCCUCCACCACUCCCCCCAGUCAAGCCCAGUCCAUCUCCCGUCCGUCUAGUCAAAUCCAGCAGUGCUUCCCCCAUACCUCCAGUGAAGCCAUCCUCUUUCAAGGCAUGAAUGUCCACAGAGGUGUGUCUUCAUCUCAGUGAGUGAUGCUGCUACUCUGCACGGUUCCAUGUAUUUAACCCCCUUAUAGAGUGUAUUGUACAGCCUCUCCUGCUGGCCCAGAAAGGCUUCAAGGCAAAGGCGGACAAUUGGCAGGACCCAGGGUUCUGAAGAAGAGCUUCCUGUGAGCAGCAACAACCGGAAGUCACAAUAAGUCUUGUAUGACUUGCGCUUAUACAAACAUUGUGGAACCCAUUUAAUGAUCAAAGACUGAUUUGCUUAUUUAUUUAAGAGGAGGAGAAGAAAGUUCCUUUUGAAGAGCCGUCUUUAUUAUGCACCUUUUUUAAUGAGAAAGGAGACUCUUUCAUACAUGCAUGUUAUUUUUUCUGCUCAUUUGGUUCAAACGGCAGUCUGUGCCUUACAAAAUCUACUCCUUGCUUCUGCAGACGUGCUUCUACACUUCCUAAAACUCAAUGGUACCGGCGUUUUUUUUUCACUUUUCUCAUGAAAUAAUUUGUUCUUUUGCCGUAACCUUUAAAGCAUUCCCAUCUCUACUUGUGUUGCAACUAUGCCUCCAUGACUUGGUGGCAACUAGACGAACCUGAUGAACCAAAUCGUCCGUGUUCUGGCAGCCAGCGGCCUAUUGGUCUGUGGAGUAUAAUGAUCAUGAGCUCAACGCCUGAGAAGGACCAUAGAGCUUCCAGUACAGUCACUUCAGUGUUAUUGGCAGAUGCUCCACAAUAGAGCAGUGUGUUUAUAUGCCUCAUGUAUGUACGUCUAUACGGAUGAGAAAAUGAAUGUAUUUACGGGGUAAAACAACCACACUUGAAACACUUGAGAAUCUUUGUACACCUCGGCAAAGUGCCGGACGUGCGAGACACGGGAAAAACGAUUUACACGAGGAGCACUUUAGCACUGCUUCAGUCGUGUUAUAAAGUUGACUCAUUGAUAAAUCUUAAAAGUGCAUUUUCUCAUGUUUUUUUGUUAGUCUCAAAGGAGCUCUGAUUUCUUUGUAAAUCACCAGUUUGUACAUGUGUGUUUUGUACAAAAGAGUCAGUAUUAAGUCAAAAAAAAAUCAAAUCGAAAUUGAAUGAUGUGUUACACUCAGGGUUGGCUAGUAACACUUCACAUGUUUAAGCCUUCAUCCAGUAUUCUGCAUUCCUUUGCCUCAUACCUUUCCAGUGGGAGUAUAUAGUGUUAAGUGCAUAUCAAAGGGCGGAAAAGCCAGUGUUCCAGUGUGUACUUCACUGCAUAAACAGUUUCUUCUCAUUACAGUUUUGCAACCCGUAAUGUAAACACAUGAGAUGAAGUAGAAGUCGAUAUAAACAGUACUGCUUGUGAAAACAGAACCAGCUCUUCAUCAGCUGGGAGAAAUAGAUCUGAGGCUCCUUGAAACGUUGAUCAAUUUCUAUUGCAUACACCAAUGUCAAAUGUAGGCCUAAUCGUUAUUGUUUCAUAUCCCCCGAUGAGGCAAGAAGGUGUAUGAACGCAACCUUGUGUCUCGAGUACAGCCACUGCUAAUGAUUACAACAACCCUAUGGUCUCAAAGAGUCCCCACCGUGGGAUGAGCUGAUGGGCUGCACAGGGAUUACAUCAGCAGUUUUACAUUUCUCUUUGUAGCCCGCUAAACAGUGAUCCACAUCCUUAUCCUUUUCAAAUCCUUUUUUCACAUAACAGCUGUCCAAAUAAGGACAGCACACAAAGAUAGAUGGAUAGACAAUGAUGUGCCUUAACUCAACUGAGCACAAGCGAGAGGAGUAUCUCGUGCGCCAAUGUUUUUUUGUAUUACUGCAUAAAUUCAACUGAAGUGAAACAUUUUGCAAUGGAAAUAAAAGACGAUAUCUCUUA